Linepithema humile (Argentine ant) is the source of this 1561-nucleotide messenger RNA. NCBI's taxonomy places the organism in Eukaryota, Metazoa, Arthropoda, Insecta, Hymenoptera, Formicidae. The record is from RefSeq and is a predicted model, not a curated record.
CGCUGCAGACGCCCAAAGAUUUUUUAGUUUCGCCAUAUUCCGUUUAGACAAGCGCUGCAAUCGCUCGCAGAUUUUUUAGUUCAUAUUCUGUUUAGGCGGGCGUUUCAUAAACUUUCAGGUUAUGUUUGUGAUGAGUUAAAGUAAAGAAAUAGGAGCAAAUUAGACUGUUUAGCAGUUUAAAUAAGAAAAAUGGUUGUGGAAGGAUUGAACGAAUAUUUGGAAACUUUAGCUGGCUAUGUUUUUGACAAUGAUAAAUUGGUUACUUACAAAUGGUUGAGUAAAGAGCUGCAAAUCCAUGUUAAUAUAGCAAAACAAAUCUUAUGGGAAUUCUAUCAAAAAUAUCACAAAGACAAUAUUGAAUGCACACAUCUACUAAUAGGUCACCUAAAAGACAAUGGAAUGCGUAUGGAAGUUGUCAGAGACUCUGCUUUAUCAAAGGCCAAAGAAAAAUUUAGCAAACUUAUUUCAGAGCAUCUCUAUAGUGUGCACAAGCCUCUUGGUGAUCUUAAUUUGCUUGCCAGUGAAUUUUCUGGCACUGGAGAUAUAAAUUAUAGCGCAAUAAAAUGUGAUGCUUGCAAAGUACGAAGUGAUGAAGAAAUGUAUUUACUACGUUGGGGUACAGCUACAAAAACAUUUACAAUGCAAGAUGUAAAUUCAAAGCCCACAGAUCUUAUAAAUUCAUCAAAGUCUGAGAAAAAUUCAACCAAGAAAAAUAAAUUUAAUAAUUUUUUUAAUAUGCCUGGAAAAUCAAAGAAUUCUGAAGAAUUGAAAUCAUCCUGUCAGAAGGAGGAUGAAAGUUUAGCAGAGAAAGGUAAAAACUUUUUGAAGAAAAAAGACUCGAUGAAAAUAAAUAGUUGCUCAACAGAAAAAAAUAAGAGAAGAUUAAAAAAUUCUAAAAAGAAGAAGGAAGACUCCAAAGUUAAUUCUAAAAAAGUAUCUCCUAAAAGCAAUUCUGUGAAGAAAGAAGGCUUAGAUAAUUUCUUCAAGAAGCUCACAUCUCCUCCAAAGCCUGUAGAAAUUGUAUCAUCGGAAGAAAAUGAUAAAGUUAAGAAGACAUCUAUCGAAAAAGGAAAAACUAAAGAAAAGAAUAAUUUACGUGGAAGGAAACGAAAUCGAAGCAAAGAAACAAAUGAAAAUGCCAAGAAACGGAAGAGAGUUUUUGUUGAGAGUGAUUCUAGCGAUUCAGAAGCACAAAGUGAUGUAGAAAUGGAAGAGUCAAUUCCUGAACCAGAGCCUGAGCCUCCUGCAAAAGCAAAGAGUCCUUCUCCACCAAGAAUAAAACAUGAAAAUGGCAAAAGAAAGGUUCUAAAAUUAGUUAAUAGAACUUAUAAAGAAGGUGAUUAUAUUGUGACAAAGAAAGAACAUAUGUAUGUGAGCUGUUCAGAGGAUGAGGAGGAGAAAAAAGAGGAAGAAAGAAGAAGAAAUGUGAAGAAAGUGGAACCUAAGAUGGAGAAAAUAAAGAAAAAACAAUCCACACUAACAGAUUUCUUCAAGAAGUCUUAAAUAUGUGUAUUAAAUUUUGAAAUUAUUUAAUUAACUCAAUUUUUGUUUGUAUAAUAGA